Molecule: messenger RNA, 1232 nt
Organism: Phragmites australis (common reed)
Lineage: Eukaryota; Viridiplantae; Streptophyta; Magnoliopsida; Poales; Poaceae
Product: pathogen-related protein-like
Exons: 3
Coding region: 138-935 (265 amino acids)
Source: RefSeq, a predicted model, not a curated record
GCACGUACGUCCGCACAUCCCUUUAUAACCCCCGGUCUAUCAGUUCCGUUUCACAGCGAGCAAGAGCACACGAAUCAGCCACGCUUGGCAGCGCACCCCGUCGUCUCUCGUGUCCGCGCGCGUGCCGGAUCGAUCAGAUGGAGGCGCCGGCCGCGUACUCUUCCGGCGGCGACAGGUACAGGUCUCACCUGGCUGGAGAGGGCGAGAAGGACACCGUCUGGCGCCACGGCGAGCCGCCCACGUACGACGCCGUGAACGCUCUCUUCGAGGCCGAGCGCACACAGGAGUGGCCGGCAGGAUCGCUGGAGGAGACGGUGCAAAAUGCGAUCAAGACGUGGGAGAUGGAGCUGUCGCACAAGACGCGGCUGUCGGACUUCAAGUCGGUGAGCCCGGGGAGGUUCAGCCUGUCCGUGAACGGCGGCCCCGCGCUGACGGGGGAGGAGACACUGGCCAUGGGCAGCUACAACGCGCUGCUGACGAGCCCGAUCCUCGCGAGCACCGGCGCGUACGACGCCGCCGCCGAGACGUUCAAGUCCUCGCACGACCUGUUCCGCUCCGCGUUCCCGCGCGGGUUCGCGUGGGAGGUGCUCAAUGUGUACUCCGGCCCGCCCCUGAUCGCCUUCAAGUUCCGGCACUGGGGACACAUGGAGGGGCCGUACAAGGGCCACGCCCCCACCGGCGACAAGGUCGAGUUCCACGGCGUCGCCAUCCUCAAGGUGGAUGAGCAGCUGCGGGCGGAGGGCGUGGAGGUGUUCUACGACCCGGGCGAGCUUUUGGGUGGCCUUCUCAAGGGCCCCAAGGUGGCGUCGUCCGAGGAGGAACGCGGCGAGGUGGCGCUCGCCGAGACGCUCAGCGAGGCAGCUACCGUGUCGGCAUCAGGUGCUGACGCGCCACCGCAAGCGUGUCCCUUUCGCAGCUCCGGAAAGCUGGAGUGAUCGACCGACCGAUUGGAAUGGCGAACAAUCGUGGCCAUGGGCACAUGGGCCAUUAAUUACUGUAACAGUGUUCCGCAAUCAGAAGAAAUUUGGGCGUGUUGGGAAUAAAAGAAAAGGGCUUGAAACUUGAAAGUGAAGUUGUUAAUGUGAUGGUAGUGCCAAAAAAAUAUUUAAAAAGUCUUGUAAUGGUAUUACUACGGUAGCAUCGAGUGCUUGUUCUGUAAUUUGGUUGGAAGGUGUGGUCUUGGCUUAAUUAAAUAUCAAUAUCAACUUUGUGGGAAAUAUCAUCCAAAGGAA